This is a messenger RNA of Mangifera indica (mango), 858 nucleotides long. RefSeq lists its product as uncharacterized. The transcript has 2 exons. The record is from RefSeq and is a predicted model, not a curated record. Lineage: Eukaryota; Viridiplantae; Streptophyta; Magnoliopsida; Sapindales; Anacardiaceae. Bases 60 to 686 code for a protein of 208 amino acids.
UUCCUUAACACAUUCCUUCAGGAAAUCCAAGAUCAAUCAAAGCUAGCUUCACAAAUUUCAUGGCCACAAAGAUCUCCUACGAGGAUUUUGAACCCUUGUGCACAUGGAGGAGAGAGGAAACCCAACACAUUCUCCAAGUCCAUCUCGAAGGUUUCAAGAAACAUCAGCUGAGGGUUCAAAUCAACAGAGAUGGUCUCCUAACAAUCAGCGGAGAACGUUUUUUGGACGACAAUCGAAAGAGCCGCUUUAGUAAAAGAAUAAAUCUCUCCAAAGAUUUGAACCUGGGUGAUAUUCAUGCUAAAUUUUCAGGUGGAAUUCUUUACAUAACACUGCGAAAGACAACUUCUUCCUUCGAGACACCUCACGACCAACCUGCAUUACCUCAAAGAAAUCAAGAAAAUGAAAACCCGAAACAGCCGAUUAAUUAUCGAGAUAACGAGACUAAUGGGUUAGGGUCUAAAGAAUCAGGCGGUAAGAUUGAGAAGGAUGAUAAUAUUGCUGCUUGGGGGACCACCAUCAGAAAGCCCACAGAAUGUGCAGCCGGGAUCACAAGUUUAGUCACAGGGCUUAAAAUGAGUAGAAAAACAGCGCUGAAACUGGGGGCAGUGGCGGCGUUGGUGGUGGUGGUGAGUGUCGGGGCCUUCGUUGCCUACAAAUAUCGCCGAGCUUUUCAAAUUGAGGACUGAACUCUUGACGGUCUAAUUCCGGUUCUUAAUUUUAGUUCUUUGAAUAUUAAUGUGUUGAAAUGGAAUCAACUCCACGGGCAGACGCAGGAGAUUGGAUUUGAGGAAGAAAUAUUGUAUAUAUUAAUUUACUUAAAUUAUAAAGGAUGACUGAAUAAAUAAUGCUAUUGUACAA